ACAACAAUAAAAUUUGACAUAUAUAGAAAUUAAAUCUAAUAAAGAAAAAAAUGAGUUUGAUUUUAAUUUAAAGAAAUUUUAUUAAAAAUUUGAAAAAAAUAUACAGAAAAAUGUCACAAUUUAAUGCAGACGAUAGUGAUUGUAUCAUAGAAGAACGUAAUAUAACAUGUAUAACCAUAGACGAUUCCCAGGAGAUUGCAUGUCUAAGUGAGAGUGGUGAAGAUGAAGAAUUGCCACCGCCGCCACCUGCUCUGGACCAAGAGAUGGAAGAAGGUGAAGUGAGUGAUGAUGAAAAGGAUAAUAUGCAAAAAGAAACUAUUUGCGAGUUAAAGUUUCCGAAGAAAAGUCUAUAUGAAGAAUAUGGCAAGCUUAUAAUAGACACAAUAAAAGAAGGAUUAAGUGCUAAAAUGCCGGGAAAAUGUAUCGAAAUAACGCAACAAGUAAUUGAAGAAUGUAUAACGUUGAUGGUGCAAAAAGUGGUGGCCAAAAAUGUAGAAGAUAUACCCAUGCCGCCCUCCUUAAAAGUAGACACGAACCGAGAAAAUCGCGGUGAAGCCUUUGAAAAAGAACUCUCUCCGGAUUUAAGUGGUAUAAGUGAGCUAUUUACUAUUGAUACAGCACCGGCACCUAAAAUUGACAGUGUUAAAGUACCUUCCUAUAAAAGAGCUAUCAAAGAUGCCCUCUUGGAUGGUGAGGCGGCAGCACGUAAAAAACAAAAAGAAGAAGAGGAAGUAUUCAAAACAAAAAAGACAAAUUCUUGUUUCAAUUGUGGCGAUACUGGUCACAGCAUUAGGGAUUGCACCAAGCCACAUAAUGCCAAACGCAUUAAGAAUGCUAAGAGAGCCUGUUUUAAAGUGGAACGUUAUCAUGUUGAUAUUGAACAAAGAUUUGCCCAUCUUAAGCCAGGUUGUAUAAGUGAUAAAUUGCGUGAAGCUUUGGGUUUAAGAAGAGGCGAAUUGCCAUUUUUCUUCUAUCGCAUGCGUGUUUUGGGUUAUCCACCUGGUUGGCUGGAAGAAGCUAAAGUGGAACAUUCCGGUAUAAAUCUAUUUAAUUCGGAUGGCACCAAAAUUUUACAUUCAGACGAAGAUGAAGGUGAAGUGGAUGCCGUUAAUCAUAAAUAUAAUAUAUCAAAAAUUUAUGAUUUUCCUGGUUUUAAUCAAGAUCCCGGUGAAAACUUUUUCGAUGACUACAAAUAUCACAACGUUCCUCCUUUAAGCAAACAUCAAAUGAAAGAUGAAUUUGUUAAAACUAUGGGUGAUCACGUCUUAAAGGGUUAUAAACGUAAAAAACUUAAAGAUUUUCCAAAUGCCUCAGCCGAAGACAAUAUAACUGAAACUUCAGUACAAGAAGCGUGCGAUAUGGAAAUUGAAGAUCCUGAAAAAACAACAUUAGGUGAAGUACAAUUUUCAAGACCACCACCACCAGCUGAUAAUCCACCCUCAGUAUCACCGCCGCCGCCACCACCACCAUCAGAAUCUCCAACAAUUGAAAUUGAUUGCCAAGAGAAUGACAUAUCCUUAAGAGAAUUGGAGAAGCAAAAACAACAACUAUUAAAAGAACUAAAUUCCAAUACCAGUGUCAUUGAAAUAGAAGAUUCCCUAAUCGAUGAUAUUAUCGAAUUAGAUGAAGAAGAUGAUAAACGAACGCAGGACAAGACAAACGUACAAACAAAAUCCGACAAUUCUUCAGAAUCAACACCAAUAGACGAAAAUAGAAAACCUACUAGCCAAACAACAGUCAUUAAGGAAUCCUUUGAGGGUACACCAGUUUUGAAAUUUUCCCCCUAUGAUAAUUUACCAAAUGGUGAAAAAUUUAAAGUUGGUGUUAGUGAUGUUAUAAAUUUUGAAAAUUUACCCGAUUCUACUGGCAAAUAUGAACAAAUGAAACAAGUUCUUAAAAAAGUACGCACGUGUGUAAGUAAAUUACAUAGUGAGGAAUGAUAUAUAAAGGAAUAAGAGCAUUUAAUAAUCAAAUACAUACAAACAUAUAUCACUGCAUCUAUACAAAGGAACCUGGUGAUGAAUUUGUAUAUAUGAAAGGUUAUUUUAAAAAAGAAGAAAAAAGAAAUUAGACAUAGAUUUAUAAUAAAAAUGAUUAGAUUUUAUCUUUACACUUAUUUAAUAAUAAAAAAAAUAUUUUAAAUUUUAA
This is a messenger RNA of Lucilia cuprina (Australian sheep blowfly), 2148 nucleotides long. RefSeq names its product zinc finger CCHC domain-containing protein 8 homolog. Gene Ontology annotation, cellular component: catalytic step 2 spliceosome. NCBI's taxonomy places the organism in Eukaryota, Metazoa, Arthropoda, Insecta, Diptera, Calliphoridae. The transcript has 3 exons. The coding region runs from base 111 to 1940 and encodes 609 amino acids. Gene Ontology annotation, molecular function: RNA binding; zinc ion binding. The record is from RefSeq and is a predicted model, not a curated record.